Molecule: messenger RNA, 2504 nt
Organism: Notothenia coriiceps (black rockcod)
Lineage: Eukaryota; Metazoa; Chordata; Actinopteri; Perciformes; Nototheniidae
Product: dihydrolipoyllysine-residue acetyltransferase component of pyruvate dehydrogenase complex, mitochondrial-like
Exons: 12
Coding region: 469-1911 (480 amino acids)
Biological process (GO): pyruvate decarboxylation to acetyl-CoA
Cellular component (GO): pyruvate dehydrogenase complex
Molecular function (GO): dihydrolipoyllysine-residue acetyltransferase activity
Source: RefSeq, a predicted model, not a curated record
GGUGCAUUAUCCGGUUAUAUUUCGUGUUUCUGUCACGCUUCACAGACGAAGAGUUACCAGACUUUUUAAUAUAUUGUUAACUUUCUCUUUAAUGUGGUUUUAAGGUAUACAAAAAUCUGGUUAAUUGGAUUUCAGGACUUCUUGGUUCCUUUUCUCCGGUAUUUCUCUGUUUGCGCACCUGAGCCCGCUACUCAGUUUUGUGCAAAAUGACUUUGCAACACGUCUGAGAAACUAAAAACGAUAUCAUGCAUGGUGACAUGCCUGCUGUGGGGAACCUCUGUAAAUGCGCAAUCUCUCACUGUGGAAUAACCAGCGGAGUCCAGGUGUCACCGGGGGAAAGUGAUGUGUGCAGGAGCGCCAGUUUGAUGUCAGCUGGGGUUUGACAGAGCGCAGCAGUUUGGGAUGAAAGAGAAACCUUAAAAAAAGAGACAUUUCCCGGCUACUUUUACCUGGAUUCAACACGGAACCAUGGCUUCUGAGAUGGUGUGCGGGCUGGUCUUCAGGCUGCUGCUGCCUCUGUGUCUUGUUGCUGCUUGCCUGUUCAGGUACAAUGGCCUGUCCUUCGUCUACCUCAUCUAUCUCCUUCUUAUCCCACUCUUCGCGGAGCCCACAAGCACAACAAUGCAAGGCCACACAGGGCGUCUGCUGCAGUCCCUCUGCUUCACCAGCAUGUCUUUCGUGCUGCUUCACAUCAUCUAUCAGAUUACCGUCAACAGCCUCCUGGCCGAGAAGUCCAUCAGCCCCGACUUCAACUGCUUCGAGGUGCAGGAGGAGGGAUAUUUGGCUAAAAUCAUGGUGCCAGAGGGAACCCGGGACGUUCCCCUGGGAGUGCCACUCUGCAUCAUUGUGGAGAGAGAAAGUGAUAUCGCUGCCUUCAAGGAUUAUGUAGAGACCGGAGUGACAGAUGUUGCUGCUCCACCUCCAGCUCCGGCACCGGCUGCAGCUCCAGCAGCUCCCAGUCCUGCUCCAGCCGCCGCUGCCCCCCCCGCAGCCCCGAGGAAGGGUCGUAUGUUCGCCAGCCCGCUCGCCAAGAAGCUCGCCGCUGACAAAGGGAUUGAUCUGGCACAGGUCAGCGGCUCCGGUCCUGACGGGCGCAUCACCAGGAAAGAUAUCGACAGCUUUGUUCCACCAAAGGCAGCACCUGCUGUAGCUGCGGCCCCCGCUCCAGCUGCUCCAGCUCCAGCUGCUGCUGCUGCGCCUCCUGCUGCUGCAGCUGGGACCUUCACAGACGUCCCCAUCAGCAACAUCCGCAAGGUCAUCGCUCAGAGGUUGAUGCAGUCCAAACAAACCAUCCCCCAUUAUUAUCUGUCUGUAGACGUCAACAUGGACCAAGUGAUCGAGCUUCGGCAAGAACUCAAUGCUGAGGUGAAAGCGCAGAAUAUCAAGCUCAGUGUGAACGACUUCAUCAUCAAAGCCAGCGCUCUGGCCUGCCUCAAGGUUCCUGAGUGCAACUCCUCCUGGUUGGACACGGUCAUCAGGCAGAACCAUGUGGUGGACGUGAGUGUAGCAGUGAGCACAGCUAACGGUCUCAUCACGCCCAUCGUGUUCAACGCUCACACCAAAGGGCUCGUUGGCAUCAGCUCCGACGUGUCUGCGCUCGCUGCCAAAGCCAGGGACGGAAAACUGCAGCCGCACGAGUUCCAGGGAGGUACCUUCACGAUCUCUAAUUUAGGGAUGUUUGGCGUCAAGAACUUCUCUGCCAUCAUCAACCCCCCUCAGUCCUGUAUCCUGGCCGUCGGGGGCUCAGAGAAACGGCUGAUGCCUGCUGAUAAUGAGAAAGGGUUUGACGUGGCCAGCAUGAUGUCGGUGACGCUGAGCUGCGACCACCGGGUGGUGGACGGCGCCGUCGGAGCGCAGUGGCUCGCGGAGUUCCGCAAGUUCCUGGAGAAACCGGUCACAAUGCUGUUGUGAUUGGACUGUACUGCCGCUAAACUGCAACAACAGGCAUAGCCUCUCACUGAAGUGAUCCGAUUGGUCUGAACCGGUCUGUUUCCUCCUGUGAUUGGCCGGCCUGCCAACAGGUCACUCCGAGUUACCCUAAAGGGGAGGAAGCAGAACUCACUCCGUUUACCUGUCUGUCUCUCUGUCUGUCUUUCGGUCUUUCUCUCCCCUCGCUCUGUCUCACUCACAUGUAUUUAUUGAGGCCCUGUCUCACGAGAGACCAGAAUUAGGUAUAAUUUAUCCUAGAAUAGAGACUGGUCCAAUGUCACUAAAACAUUGUAAAUGUUUUACAAAGGGAAGUGUUACAAGUCCAACCAGCGAGAAUAUUUACCCCCAAAAAAUUACGAUUGUGUUUAUGAUUUGUGUGUGUGUGUAUGUUUCACGCUUUUAUUUUUAUUUGGUUUGAAUGUCAUAAAGACAACAGGAAGUGCAGCAAGCGGUCUGUAACAGUCAUUUUUAAAAAAGGAUGGGAAUUUUGGAAGAUGGAGCUAAAAGGUGGUUAACUUUGAGACGCACUAAAUCCAGAUCUACACACACACACACACACACACAAAUGCACACAC